CGCGGGUUUUUCUCUAAACAUGCAGACCCUGGACUGCGGCUUCAAUGCUGUCUCUUGGACGCUGUGGAUCCCUCCUUCCGGUCCGGCUUACUGUAACCGCGACAGCUUCGACCAAUCAGACAGGGGUGACUUUGUCUGCUACUCGGAGAAUUCGACGCGUCGCUGCGGCAUGAAGCAGUACCUAUAUGUCGCAGUAAAUGGAGGAAACUACCUGGAGAGGGACCUUGGCAACGGCGUCAAAUCCAGAUCUCUCAUCGUGGACACGGACAACUGCAAGUACCUCCUUCAGAGAGAGUGCUACGAUGACGGCUCCGUGUGGCACUACAUGACGUACAAGGACACGUGGACCCAACCCGAAAUCGAGAGCUUCAAGGCAAGGGUCCAGACCGAACCAGCGCUUAGCUUUCUCAGACCGUACUCGUUUUUGUGCCCCCUAGGAAUACCGUAAAAUGCGCCCGUUAUUUUAGUGAAGACGCAGCGGUGUCGUCCUUUCGAAGUCUGUAUAGCGUUUAUAAGCUCUUAAAAACGAAAAUAAAAUGCGCAGUUUUAUACGGACGCUUUGAACGUUUAGACGCGAGGCGUCAGUACUCGUGAAACAGCGCUCACCAUUCUACAUCGGCCAAGUCUGUUUUUUUUUUUUUUUUUUUUUAAUGCAUGAGAGCUCAUUUAAAGCUACUUGAAGGCUUCCUUCUCAUUCCUGAAUUGCGGUGUCGUUGCAUCUUGCGCUAUAAGUUUCUAGAACAUUUCUCGUUUUGCUUAAGCAGUUACCAUCGAAUUCGGUGAAAUAUGCGCAACUGAAAUAAAAUGGUUGUUUCUUGCAAACUGC
Molecule: messenger RNA, 826 nt
Organism: Dermacentor silvarum
Lineage: Eukaryota; Metazoa; Arthropoda; Arachnida; Ixodida; Ixodidae
Exons: 4
Coding region: 20-448 (142 amino acids)
Source: RefSeq, a predicted model, not a curated record